AUGACGUGCCUGCAUGGGCCUGUGUGCUCCGAACACCCUGUCCUGGUCCUCCUCGUCCUCCUCGUCCUCCUGUCUGGUUCGGGAGGCUGCCUCUGGGUUGGCUUCGCCGCCAGUCUCUCCAUGUACCAUGUACACGGUCGUUUCGCCGUUUGUCAGCUUCUAGCCCAUUUGCUGACUGGGACGGUACGGUGUUCCCGUCGCACCAAGCCCGGUCCACCACAGCCGACUCGGCACGGUGCGAGCGUGGUCUUCGAGAAGGCCUGA
Plenodomus lingam JN3 is the source of this 264-nucleotide messenger RNA. NCBI's taxonomy places the organism in Eukaryota, Fungi, Ascomycota, Dothideomycetes, Pleosporales, Leptosphaeriaceae. The record is from RefSeq and is a predicted model, not a curated record.